Esox lucius (northern pike) is the source of this 898-nucleotide messenger RNA. It is a transcript of the gene cinp, whose product is annotated as cyclin-dependent kinase 2 interacting protein. NCBI's taxonomy places the organism in Eukaryota, Metazoa, Chordata, Actinopteri, Esociformes, Esocidae. The transcript has 5 exons. The coding region runs from base 118 to 768 and encodes 216 amino acids. The record is from RefSeq and is a predicted model, not a curated record.
GAAGAAAAGAACGGAAGUUACGCAGAAGUUUGCUUCGGCAGUGAUAGUAAAUCAAAUGUAAAUGUGUAACUACUUAAACUGAACGAGGAUAUUAUAAACAAUGGGAAUAAAUUAACAAUGGAAGCACAAAGGUCUGAGACCACCACUCCUGGAAGAAAGUCUCAGUCUGUAGUGACUGGCAGUGCUAGGAAAGUGAAAGACAAUGCUGCAGACUGGCACAACCUGAUUUUGAAAUGGGACCGACUGAAUGAUGAAGGAUCAACCAUCGCGAAUAACAUAGUCAAUCUAGGAUUGAAUAAAGAUUCACAUGAAAAGAUGCAGGUCAUGAUGGAGAGUCGAGACACCUCUUCCACCUCUGUUCCAGAGAAUGCAAUUAGAAACAGUAGUGAACUUGAAGAGAUGUGUGACAACUUACUAAGUGUCGUAGACAAAAUGACUCACAUUGUAUCAAAAAUGCAGAAGUUGGUUUCCUCUGAGAAGGGAAUCAUUGAUCUUGAGACAUUCCAGUACGGAACAGGAGGAAGACAAUCUCCUUUGUUUCAGACCUGGCCUACGUCACAGUUUGCUGAUGUCUCCUCCAAGCUCUACGAAGCCUACAAUCAAGAACUGACACUGAAGCGGGACAUUCUUCAGGAACUAGCUCACACAACUAACCCAGAUCUAUCCAUGGUGUAUCUGUCCUGUUGGUUGUAUCAGCCUUAUGUAGACGACAGUGCGAAGCUACUUUUAGAGAGUCUUCUGUUAGAGACUGGGCAUAGACCAGUCUAAAUGUCAAUUUGUAAGUCAUUUUAAUGGGGUUCUGUUAUUUAUGGACUACUGUUAAAGGAACUGUGAAGCACUGAAUGAAGCAUGGCAAUGGAGCGGACUGAAAUAAAACAUUAGUUCUCACAUCCUUUUA